CGGCGGGCCACCUUAACACUAUUACAAUUAAUAAAUGGAUGAUAUAAACAAUACGUAUAACACACAGUGAUUCAAAUUGACCUUAUUUUACUUGUAUUUAUUUUGAAAUUUUACCCAACAAUCUAGCUUGUUUUUAUUUCUAAUCAGGCACGCCGUGGGCGACUAUUUCGUACCUGCGACAGCAGAUGGUGUUGCGUUGGCAGUUCUCAUGCAACUGUUUUUACUACACAAUAAAUGUUUUGGGAUUUUAAGGUUAACAUACACACGGACGGUUAAAUGUGCUCAAGAUUGAGAAUGGUUUCAUUUUCUCACAUCGUGGAAGUGCUUUAGCCUACCAAACAAGUACUUGGCGUCUUUAUUUCCACAAGAAUAUUGAGCAUAAUUUGACGGAGUAACGGAAGAGGCGAUGAGGAAAGUUAACGUGGUCAUCCUCGUGCUGCUUGCUGUGGCUUUCCUGAUCAUAAUUCAGCGAAAUCUCUUGAGCCUCAGUGACUUUUUACAUAAAGAAAUAACACAUACUGGAGCCAUCCUUCCCUUUGAGGCCGAAUUGUCUCCUGACCUUCGAGUGGAUUUGGAGAGAGAAGGGGAUGAGAUCCCUGUAGUCAUGACUGCUCCUGAGGAGAGACUUGGUGCUGCUGUGGCCGCCAUGCACAGCAUCUACCAGAACACUAAAGCCAAUGUUGUCUUCACCAUUGUUACCGUGAACGACACAGCCGAUCACCUCAUGACGUGGUUGAGUGCGCCAAGGCUAAAAAGCAUUAAAUACAAACUGGUUCUCUUCAAUUCUGAGCUGCUGGUUGGCAAGAUAGCAAAAAAAACUCAGACUCUGGAGGCUACAAAACCACUGACAUUUGCCAGAUAUUAUCUGCCUUUAUACCUGCCUGAGGUGGAGAAAGCCAUUUAUCUGGAUGAUGAUAUUAUUGUGCAAGGGGAUAUUAAAGAGCUUUAUGACACAAGUUUAAAACCUGGACAUGCAGCGGCCUUCUCCGAUGACUGCGAUUCAGCAUCCGCUAAGGGCAUUAUUCGGGGGGCUGGAACUCAGAAUAACUACAUGGGGUUCCUGGAUUUUAAAAAGGAGGCUAUUAAACAACUGGGCAUGAGAGCCAACACAUGCUCAUUCAACCCGGGAGUCAUCGUUGCCAACCUGACUGAGUGGAAGAACUUGAACAUCACUAGUCAGCUGGAGCACUGGAUGCAGCUCAACACGCAGGACGAUCUGUACAGCGAGACGUUAGCCGAGAGCGUCACCACGCCCCCGCUUCUCAUAGUUUUUUACAAGCGUCACUCUGCGCUUGACCCCAUGUGGCAUGUUAGGCACCUUGGUACUACCGGUGCUGGAAACCGCUAUUCGCCGCAGUUUGUCAAAGCAGCUAAACUCCUUCACUGGAAUGGACACUAUAAGCCAUGGGGCAGGAUGUCCGCCUUCACUGACGUAUGGGACAGGUGGUUCAUUCCAGACCCCUUGGAAAAGUUUCAUCCUGUACGAAGACACACAGCGGACUAAUAAAACUGAAAAUGUGUGAAAUGCAGCUAUCUGAGCAUGUCAAGUCAGCCCAGCCAGCAGGAACAUGCCUCUCAGAACCAUCCAUGAGAAAACCUUCCACUCAAUUCUCAAUGUACCACUGAGUUUUAUUUUAGUCAUUUUACUGAACAGUAUUUGGGGAAUACUUUUAAAAUCACACCUGCUUUAGUUCAGAUGAACAUAUGGACGUCCUAAACUUAGCUUAUUGAAAUCCUGGUGGCCAUUUGAAAAAUGACACACCAACUGUGUUGUCAUACUUGCCUCGUUGUCAAUGACAAAUCCAGCAUUGUGCCAAGUUUGAUAGACUUUAAAGUCAGAAAUGCUGUUACCUCAUUUCAAUACUUCCUGUGGAAAAUGUAUUGUCACUCUAUCUCAGUGCUUCUCAAAUAGUGGUCUUCAGAUGCCACGCUGUCGCCAUCUCCUGGUCAGCUAGUGAAAUGCUUUUGCUGUUUUUUUUCCCUCUCAAUUAAAACAAAUCAAUCAGCCA
Messenger RNA from Syngnathus typhle (broad-nosed pipefish), 2009 nucleotides. It is a transcript of the gene glt8d1, whose product is annotated as glycosyltransferase 8 domain containing 1. Lineage: Eukaryota; Metazoa; Chordata; Actinopteri; Syngnathiformes; Syngnathidae. The record is from RefSeq and is a predicted model, not a curated record. Gene Ontology annotation, molecular function: glycosyltransferase activity. Gene Ontology annotation, cellular component: Golgi apparatus. Bases 407 to 1504 code for a protein of 365 amino acids. The transcript has 9 exons.